This is a messenger RNA of Macrosiphum euphorbiae (potato aphid), 867 nucleotides long. Lineage: Eukaryota; Metazoa; Arthropoda; Insecta; Hemiptera; Aphididae. The record is from the annotation of a GenBank genome assembly.
AUGGAAACUACAAGUAACACAACAAAUACUUUACAGUCUGAACUAUUUCUAGAAUUGAACGAGGAACAUGAAUCUGGUGAUACUCAUAACAUAAGAAGUGUUAGGAGCACGUUUAAAUUUAAAUGCCAACCAAAUAAGCCUUGUCCAGAAGAAUUAUCCAUAGAUGAAGAUGGUGAUCUAGUAGUUCGGAGAAGUCCGCUCGCCAAAGGCAUUAUAAUAGAACAUGUAAAUCGAACUUCAUUAAAUAUGGUUGGUAUGCAAGUGUGGCGGAGUGCGUUAUUAAUGGGUGACUUUAUUAUGGAAAACAGAGAUAUUUUCACCAAUGAUCAGAUUGUAUUGGAACUCGGAUCUGGAGUAGGAUUAACUGGUAUCGUAGCUGCCAUGUAUUGCAAAGAAAUCAUUUUUACAGAUAUCAACAACAAAGACAUAUUGUCAAUGAUUGAAAAAAACAUAAAUUUAAAUCAAGAUUUAAUCGUCAGUCGAACGACCGUUUUGCCGUUGAAUUUCAAUGAACCUGAAUUAUUGAGUGAUGCACUAUGCGAGAAGUUAAAAAAUAUACAUAUUAUAAUAGCUGCAGAUGUGAUUUACGAUAACUACAUUACUGAACAAUUUGUCAAUACCCUAAAAAAAUUAAUGACAAUAUCCCCUAGAAAAACCGCUUAUAUAGGAAUGGAAAAAAGGUAUGUAUUUAGUUCAGUUGAUUUAGAAGUUUGCGCUCCAUGUUACGAAUACUUCAGCGAUUUGUUAUCACAAAAUAACAAUUGGUGUCAAGUGCAACAAUUAGAUUGCAAUUUUUCACAAUACUUCCAAUAUAACAAAGCCAAAGAACUAGUUAUAUUCAAAUUAACCGCCAAUCAUUCCAUGUAA